Molecule: messenger RNA, 870 nt
Organism: Alternaria metachromatica
Lineage: Eukaryota; Fungi; Ascomycota; Dothideomycetes; Pleosporales; Pleosporaceae
Gene: DEP3
Product: Efflux pump dep3
Exons: 3
Coding region: 1-870 (289 amino acids)
Biological process (GO): transmembrane transport
Molecular function (GO): transmembrane transporter activity
Source: RefSeq, a predicted model, not a curated record
AUGCUAUCAACAACCCUCCUCUUCGCCCUCGAUAACACCAUCGUCGCCAACAUCCAACCCGCCAUCAUGACUGACUUCGGCCACCUCGAACUGCUCUCAUGGAUCGGAACGGGCUUCGCCCUCGGCACCAUGUUCAUUCUACUCUGGGGAAAGAUCUAUGGCGUCUUCAACAUCAAAUGGGUUUACAUCUUCAACAUCUUCUUGUUUGAGGCUGGCAGUGCACUCUGUGGUGCUGCGCCGAAUAUUGAGGCGCUCGUUAUUGGAAGGGUUGUUGCGGGCGUUGGGGGUUCGGGCAUGUACUCGGGUACGCUGACGUAUGUGUCGGUUCUUUCGGAUGAGAAGGAGAAGCCGGCGUAUCUUGCGGGGAGUACUGUUGUUUGGGGGAUUGGUAGCGUGCUGGGCCCGGUGGUCGGCGGUGCCUUUGCGGCAAGUAGCGCCACUUGGAGAUGGGGGUUCUACGUCAAUCUUCCUAUUGGUGCUCUGUUCGCACCCGUGUACUUCCUCCUAUUCCCCAGUAUCGACCCCUAUCCAUCCAAAACGCUCACCGAGAAGCUACGCCUUGUCGACUGGGUCAACGCCGUCAUCUUCCUCGCUGGUUCCGCCUGCCUAACCGUCGUGCUCACCUUCGGCGGGGUCAUCUACCCGUUCAGUUCCGGAACUGUCAUUACGCUGUGGGCCAUCACGGGCGUUCUGCUUGUCGUCUUCAUCGUCACGCUGAAGUUUCAUCCGCUCAUUACCAAAGGCAAUCGACUGUACCCACUGCAUUUCUUCAAGCAACCGACAUUGAUCAACAUGCAGCUUCAGGUAUUCCUAUCCUCUGGUGUUAUCCUGGUAAGCUGCUUCCGAACAAUGAUGAAGUCAAGAUGCUAA